This is a messenger RNA of Dicrocoelium dendriticum, 3934 nucleotides long. The record is from the annotation of a GenBank genome assembly. NCBI's taxonomy places the organism in Eukaryota, Metazoa, Platyhelminthes, Trematoda, Plagiorchiida, Dicrocoeliidae.
GGUGAUGGACCUGUGUCACGAAGUUUCAGGCAUUGGAUUUUUGAGAUAAUUUUGUUAAUCCGAGUGCCGAAACACAGUGAUUAUAUGAAAUAGUGUAACCGGUUUGAUGUUACCAUUUUAUGCGUGCAGGAUUUAUCGUGGCCAUCACAUAUCAUAUUUCAAUCAUCCAUCACCGAUUCCGUGUAUCACACUCCUACUGUAACACAGUAAAACUACUUUGAUCUUGAGUAUUUUUCUUGUUUCACGUAAAAUCAUACCAAACAUAUGUUAUUGUACGAAAAUUGACAUACUGGUACAUUUUCCAAUAACUGAAGCGUAGUUCAGCCAACUCGGUGUGAUACCGUAUUCGUUUAAAUUGUGGUCUGCCCAGAAACAGCGCAAUUGCACGCGGUUCUAUUUAUACUACUAUGUAUACAAUGAAGAGCAUGCCGGAAGCCGAAGGUUUGACACACAAAAUCCCAGGAAAUUCCCUUCCGGAUGGUGAACCGGGCAUACGAAACACGGAGGCGAGGAUUAUACGGAAGAGGACUUUCCGGUCCCGUACCAGAGUGCUUUAUGUAGUCAUCAUAAUCCUCACUGUGUUUCUUAUGCUCGCUAUCGGAUUAGCGAUAUUCUACGGAGUAUCAUUUCACUGCCAAGAUUCAAGAGGAACAGGCUGUGGGAAAACUACUUCAGAAAAUGUCACAGAUACCUUGGACCAGUUGCUUGAGGAGGCAAUAAAGAAGCGUACCACCAAGAGCGUUCGUCUACCCCUUACCUUACUGCCAAAAUUCUACGAUCUUCGGCUACAAGUACACUUACACGAAGGAGAUCCAGUGGACUUUUACUUCAACGGAUCCGUUCUUGUGAAAGCCUUUUGUCGCCAAAGCACCCAUGUAUUCUUCGUACAUUCCCAUAGCACCUUAAAUGUUAGCUUGAAUCAGAUUCAGGUACAAAAACUAUCAGACUCUGAUACACUUGCCGAGAUCGUGAAGAUUAAGAAUGUCUCCUACGAUGACGACUUGCAGUGGUAUGAGUUUCUGCUCACCGAGGAGCUCAAAGCUGGUCACUUCUAUCAAAUCACUUUUGGUCAGUUUUGGUCUCCUCUUAGACGAGAACUGAAAGGAUGGUAUUUGAGCUCCUAUACGGAAGACCGGGUCGAAAAAUAUCUUGCUACUAGCCAGCUCCAGCCAACGGAUGCCAGGCGGGUGUUUCCUUGUUGGGACGAACCAGGAUUCAAGGCACAGUUUCAGAUCACACUGAUCCGGCAUGAAGAGUACCAUUCACUCUCUAACAUGGGAAUCAGAAGAACUGAGACUUUGCCAGGUGGAUGGUAUGCCGAUGUGUUUCAUCCUACGAUGAAUACAUCCACCUACCUACUGGCAUUUGUAGUGUCCCAGUUUCGCUCAUUGUCUACGACGGACGGGAAAGGUCGCAACUUCACUGUGUGGGCACGUCCGCAGGCUGUCAAACACGCCAGAUAUGCUUUGGAUAUUGGUCGGAAAAUAAUUCGUUAUUUCGAAGACUACUUUGAAGUGCCGUACCCGUUGGAGAAGACAGAUAUGAUCGCAGUACCGGAUUUCUCGGCCGGGGCCAUGGAGAACUGGGGUUUAAUGAUAUAUCGCGAAGCAACUAUGCUCUGGGACCCAACUGUUGGAACGGCAGCCAAUCAACAGAAAGUUGCCACAGUAGUCUCACAUGAAAUCGCACAUCAGUGGUUUGGAAACUUGGUAACGCUUAAUUGGUGGGAUGACUUGUGGCUCAACGAGGGCUUUGCAACAUUCGUAGAGACAAGUGGCGUAAACCAUGUGCAUCCCGAUUGGGGAAUGGACGAACAAUUCCUGCUUGAAGACAUUCAGAAAGUUCUCAUCAGCGACGCCUCCCCAGGUUCGCGUCCUGUUAUCCAAUCAGUAAAAUUUCCAAACGAGAUCAACGAUAUCUUCGACGUAAUCUCCUAUCACAAGGGGGCUUCGGUUCUUCGAAUGAUGGAAUCUUUCAUGGGCCGCGACACGUUCCGCAAAGGAGUUAAGAAGUAUCUAUCAGAUCACAAAUUUAAAAACACCGUACACGAAGAUUUAUGGAAUUCAUUGACUGAGGCAACCCAAAAUACUGGCAAGGCACUUGACAUUAAAGCGAUUAUGGAAACGUGGUUGAUGCAGAUGAACUAUCCAUUGGUCACUGUGCGCAGAGUUAGUGGGCAAAUUUUCCAAUUCAAUCAAUCCCAUUAUCUUGAUCCUGCGGACGCGAAACCGCCGAAGAAUCCGACUGCUUUCAAGUUUCAGUGGCAAAUACCCUUAACGUUUGGAGACUCUGUGAAUGUGAACUGGACAGACAAUGAAGUUAUCUGGUUGAAAAAUGAAUCGAUGACCAUUCCAGUGAACAUUGAACCGUCAUCGUGGUACAUUUUCAACAUAAGACAAGCCGGGUUUUACCGAGUUCACUACGCUGAUGAUAAUUGGCAGAGGAUUACACAGCAGUUAAUUGACGAUCCCACGGUCAUUCCGGUUCAUACCCGAACCCAGUGUUUGGAUGACUUGUUCAACCUUGCCAACCGAGGAACUGUCCCUUAUUCGUUAUUCCUGAAUUUAACGAAAUAUUUGUACCGGGAAGACAAAUAUGUUCCUUGGGAGACAGCGAGAAGAGCUUUCGAAACGAUGUCGCGUAUGCUCGCUCUGGAUCCAGCAUUGUGGUUAAUGCAGGCAUAUCUCCGUACACUGGUCGACAGUACACUGCAGCAAGUGGAUUGGGAUUCUGUGCAGGAGAACGAAAACCAUAUGAAGCACAUGCUUCGUGGAACCAUCAUCAAACUAGCCUGUCAAGUGGAACACGGAUUAUGUGUUCGCAAAGUAAAAGAAAUGUAUCGAAAGUGGAUGGCGACUAAUGCUACAAACACGAUUCCUCCAAGUCUUCGAUCAAUCGUGUAUUGCUCUGCAAUUCAUUGGGGAGGACAACUGGAGUGGCAUUUCCUUCAUAGCCGCUUAUUGGACGAUGCCAAGGACGAGGAACCGGGUAACAUUCGUGCUGCACUUGCCUGCACGAGGGACGUCGUGAUAAUGAAAGACUACCUCAAUAGCCUUCUGCGCCUAGAACAUCAGGAUCCAACCGAUUUGGUUGAACCGAUCACGCAAAUCGCACAAAAUCCCAUUGGCCACAUACUUUUGUGGGACUUUGUCCGAGAAGCGUGGAGGAGAAUGACAUCUGAUGCUGAUCGCGAUAAGAAAAUAAACCCCAUCGAUUCAGCGGUUUUGGUGAUGUUGAGGAUUCUAUCGAAACCAGUUGGCACCUUGAACAAUGUGCCGCCCCCUGAGGAAGUUUCUGAAUUGGAACGACGCACCCAGACCAAGGUAGAAAAGCACGUAUUGCAACGCGGAUUCAAAGAAGUGUUCCGAAGGGCGGAACGCAAUCAGAAGUGGUCAAAAGCUCACCGAAAUGAAAUACACCAAUGGUUGAAGCAGAAUGUAAAAGACGUGAAUGUUCUACUGUGAUCUUCAGAGCUGAGAAUCACCUGCGUCCACAGGCUACACAUUUAAACUGUCCCCCAUUCCCUCCAGAAGAGAGACGCAUGGAUACGUAAUGCCACACUUGUUAUUUAGAGUUAGUUACUCGGUUUUGUGUACAUGAAUCUGUUAUAUUUACUUUAUCCAAGAUACCUCACACUGUAUCCCACUGGUUCAUUAGGAAAAAAAUCGAUUACUUCGCAGGAUGUGAGUGUGUUUCAGUAUGAUAAUAACUGGGAUAUCUCCACAGAGCUGGAAACCAGCCUGCAUCCGAUUACCACUUGUAAACCAUUAGAUAUCCAUGCUGCCUCAUCAUUUUCAUCAUCAUUACGUAUUUGCAGUACGCGAAAUCCCUCGACCAUUUUACCGCAAUGUAAAAAGAAAGAUAUAUGAAAACAGGAUACAGAAUAUUAUAGAAUACAGAAGACAAAAUCGGUUAAUAUAAUACUUAUUAUCAU